AUGGCGACAAGUGUCAAGGCGACAGCUGCCUGGCUGAGGGCAAGCAAACAAGCUCUGGAGGUCGGACCCGCURCAUAUACACCACCCGGCAAAAACGAGGUCGUGGUAAGAAACAGGGCGGUGGCGGUCAACCCACUCGACUGGUUCAAACGGGACGGCGGCAAUUUUGUCUUCGGCUGGAUCAAAUAUCCCUUCAUCAUGGGUAGCGACGCUGCGGGAGAGGUCGUCGAAGUCGGCUCCGACGUUUCACGCUUUGCAAUUGGAGAUCGUGUGGUGGGGCGUGCGGUUGGAAUGGAUCGUCGUAGCAAUCGGUCGAGCGAGGGAGCCUUCCAAACGUAUACCGUGCUUCGGGAGACAGUCACUGCGACCAUCCCGGAUUCAUUGCCGUUCGAACAAGCCUGUGUUCUACCCCUUGCCCUUUCCACCGCUGCAUGUGGGCUUUUCGGCCAGGAUUUCAUGGCACUCCCAGCUCCGACCUUGGACCCCAAGCCCACUGGUAAGACGGUUCUGAUUUGGAGAGGUGCCAGUAGUGUGGGCUGCAACGCCAUUCAAUUAGCUCGCGCCGCCGGCUACGAAGUCAUUGCAACUACAUCGCCGAGCAACCAUGACCUUCUACAUACCCUUGGGGCCUCGCAAGUCUUUGACUAUAAAAGCCCAACCGUCGUGAAGGACAUCAUCAAAGCCUUUGAGACCCGCACCACCGCCGGCGCCUUUGGCAUCGGAAGCACUUCUGUCGAUGCCUGCAUCUCUAUCCUUGGCAAAUGCAAAGGUCGAAGAUUCAUCGCACAAGCUAGCGUCAAUCUCCCUCCGGACGGUCUUCCAGCUUCCCUGCUGGGAUGGGCACCGUUUGGUGCGGCAAUGGCUUACCACAGCACAAGCUCGGCCAUAAAAGCUUGGCACAACGGAGUGGCAAUGAAGUUCAUCUGGGGCUCAGAUCCCGCGUGGAAUGAGCUGGGCCCGAUGAUCUAUCAUCAUUACCUCCCUCGAGCGUUGACGGAAAGCAAGUUCCUGCCUGCCCCCGAGCCAUUGGUAUUAGGAACGGGAUUGGAUCUGGUUUCGGACGGACUGAAUAUGAAUUUGAAAGGUGUUUCUGCAAGAAAGGUCGUCAUCAAGCUAGAGGGCUGA
Molecule: messenger RNA, 1125 nt
Organism: Ramularia collo-cygni
Lineage: Eukaryota; Fungi; Ascomycota; Dothideomycetes; Mycosphaerellales; Mycosphaerellaceae
Product: related to oxidoreductase
Exons: 1
Coding region: 1-1125 (374 amino acids)
Molecular function (GO): oxidoreductase activity, acting on NAD(P)H
Source: RefSeq, a predicted model, not a curated record